AGCCUUCCAGUCUAUGCAAAAACAACAAGUGCAACUCCAACACACGGUAGAAUCACGGUUUUUUAUCAAAUUUUAUAUUUUCAAAACCUAGAUUUAAAAUCUCAAUUGUCUCCCGCGUUCAUAAAAUUAUAGGAAGAAGAUGGGAGACUUUUAAUCAAUGGAAUCAAACAAAAGGAUUUGAAAAUCACGAAUCUAAAGUCUUCAACUGCACGAAUUUUACGCGACGCUAAAUUUUUAUUUCACCAAACCUCAAAUUAUCUCUUUCCAAAAUAACAAAUUCUCCGCAGAAAAGGGUUCCAAGUUUUCCCCUUCGGAUGCGAGCGAGUUGGUGGACUUUUGCGGCUUUGACUUUGACCUAAAAAUUUAGCACGAGAGGUUGUGUGCGAGUUGGACUGGAAAACCGAGCAUGAAGAGAGGAAGACAGAAGCGAGGAACAGGAAGAGGAAGGAAAGCGACGGCCAACAAUGGCGUGGAAGGAGGAAUCUUUGAAUCUCUUCUCCGAGACGAAGAGCAGAAUAAGAGGGUUCGUCCUCUUAUGUCCUCUACCCACGCUCGUCUCCUGAGAUAGCUUUGGUUGCUUUCCUUCCUUCCCCGAGAUGGCGACGGCGUUGCCGGAGCUAUCGCCGCCCGGCGGCAGAUGGAAGAGAGCGUUGAGCAGGCUGAACCACGGUGUGGCCAAGAGUAGAGUCGGCCGCUACUUCAAGCUCGAGGAGCGUAGGUCGAGCUUCACCACCGAGGUCCGGGCGGGGACCGCCACCUUCCUUACCAUGGCCUACAUCCUCGCUGUCAACGCCAGCGUCCUCACCGACUCCGGCGGACCUUGCUCCGUCGCAGACUGCCUGCCCCUCUGCAGUGUCCCCACUAUUCCGGUUUCCUCCUGCUCCGGCGUCUCCCCCAACGGCACCGCCCUCUCCGUCGUCCAGCCCGACGACUCCUGUAAGUUCGCCCCCGUCAACCCGGGCUACUCCGCCUGCCUGGAUCGCACGAGGAAGGACCUCAUCGUCGCCACCGUCGCGUCGUCGCUCAUCGGCUGCUUCAUCAUGGGCACCCUCGCCAACCUCCCCCUGGCGCUCGCUCCCGGCAUGGGAACCAACGCCUACUUCGCCUACACCGUCGUCGGCUUCCACGGCUCCGGCAGCAUCUCCUAUGGGAGCGCCCUAGCAGCCGUCUUCAUGGAAGGCCUACUCUUCCUCCUCAUCUCCGCCUUCGGCUUCCGUGCCAAGCUCGCCAAGCUGGUGCCCAAGCCCGUCCGCAUCUCCUCCGCCGCCGGGAUCGGCCUCUUCCUCGCCUUCAUAGGUCUCCAGAACAGCCAGGGCGUCGGCCUCGUCGCCUACAGCUCCUCCACGCUCCUCACGCUCGGCGCGUGUCCUCGCAGCUCCCGGGCCUCCCUCGCGCCCGUCCUCACCGUCAACGGCACCGUCUCGCUCAUCCCCGGUGGGACCGUCUCCGGCGACAUCCUCUGCCUAGGCCACCGAAUGGAGAGCCCCACCUUCUGGCUGGGCGUCGCUGGGUUCGUUCUCAUCGCCUACUGCCUCGUCCGCAACAUCAAGGGCGCCAUGAUCUAUGGCAUCAUCUUCGUCACAGCCGUCUCCUGGUUUCGGGGCACGAGCGUGACGGCGUUCCCCAACACCGCCAGCGGAGACGCCGCCUACGCCUACUUCAAGAAGGUGGUCGACGUCCACAAGAUUGAGCGGACCGCCGGCGCUCUGAGCUUCGCUCAUGUAGGCGAAGGCCAGUUCUGGGUGGCCCUCGUCACCUUCCUCUACGUCGACAUACUCGACACCACCGGCACGCUCUACUCCAUGGCCAGGUUCGCCGGGUUCACCGACUCCAACGGCGACUUUCCCGGGCAGUACUUCGCUUUCAUGAGCGACGCGUCAUCCAUCGUCGUGGGGUCGUUGCUGGGCACGGCGCCGGUGACGACCUUCAUCGAGUCGUCGACGGGGAUCAAGGAAGGAGGGCGGACGGGACUGACGGCGCUGACCACGGCGGCUUACUUCAUGCUGGCCUUCUUCUUCACACCGCUGCUGGCGUCGAUCCCGGCAUGGGCGAUAGGCCCUCCCCUGAUUCUGGUCGGCGUCCUGAUGAUGAGAGCGGUGGUGGAGGUCGAUUGGGACGACAUGAGGGAAGCCAUCCCGGCCUUCAUCACCAUGAUCGUCAUGCCGCUCACCUACUCGGUGGCCUACGGCCUCAUCGGCGGCAUCGGCACGUACAUCGUGCUGCACCUCUGGGACUGGAGCCACGACGCCUUGCUAAGCCUCAGUGCCAGCGUCAAAGCGCGGCACCAGAACAAGAACAACAGCAACGCCGAGGCCGAGGCCGGCGCCGGCAACAUCAACGGAAACGUCGUGUAGAUUGAGUCCCCAACAUCCCCUUCAACUAGUUACUUCUUUGGUAUCAUUUAUGAACUCAUUAGUUUGUUAAUCACCAUUAUUUACUAUGAUCAGGUAUUCUUAGGCACUCCGAUGUAAAUUGAUCGGUCACGCAUUCGGUAAAAGGAAGUUUUUGAUGGUUUAUUUCAUCUGCAAGUUUUACUUUCUUUCAUUUUUUUUAAGAAAGCGGUGCGAUUCGGGAGAUCGGGGAUGGAAAGCAAAGAGACAAAAACUGGAGCGUCGGGCUGUCGAAGCGUGGAGGGGGGCCAUUCCAGUAGUGGAAGAGGGAAAGACAGGAGAAGGAGCCACGUCCAUGGCUGACCUUGGGUCCGCACUUCGAAAGGGUGGCAGGUGAUGGGGUAGGAGAUAGAGUCUAUCGACUCUUUGUGAUCGAGUCUGCCUCCGUCGUUUUCGGUCAUUCGAGAAGUUAUUCUGAGAAAAUGGAACGCAAGGUGUUAAUACCCGUGGACCAUGCAUGCCUGUAACUUUUUAUCUUAAAAAGCAUUUAGGGUGAUCGGCUGACAUAAAAUCCUUUUAUGUAGGGCCUGUAUAGUUAGUAAGCAAACACUCGAUUUGGGAUCAAAAUCUUUAGUAUAUAGCCAA
This is a messenger RNA of Nymphaea colorata (pocket water lily), 2975 nucleotides long. Its product is annotated as adenine/guanine permease AZG1. Gene Ontology annotation, cellular component: plasma membrane. The record is from RefSeq and is a predicted model, not a curated record. The coding region runs from base 597 to 2354 and encodes 585 amino acids. Gene Ontology annotation, biological process: transmembrane transport. The transcript has a single exon. Gene Ontology annotation, molecular function: purine nucleobase transmembrane transporter activity. NCBI's taxonomy places the organism in Eukaryota, Viridiplantae, Streptophyta, Magnoliopsida, Nymphaeales, Nymphaeaceae.